This is a messenger RNA of Archocentrus centrarchus (flier cichlid), 846 nucleotides long. It is a transcript of the gene org, whose product is annotated as oogenesis-related gene. Bases 39 to 752 code for a protein of 237 amino acids. The record is from RefSeq and is a predicted model, not a curated record. The transcript is spliced from 7 exons. Lineage: Eukaryota; Metazoa; Chordata; Actinopteri; Cichliformes; Cichlidae.
GUGCGCUGUUGAGAUAAUAAGGUUCGGGCUUUAGAAGAAUGACUCUUGAGGGCGACAGAGAAAUUUUGGAGGUGGAGCAGGAGCAGGAGCAGGAGCGGGCGCAAGAGCAGGCCCAAGAGCAGGCCCAGUCCGAAAAUACUGAGGACAGAGUUGUGAGGAGAGACGGUUUGUUUCCCUCCCUGCUGCGCGGCCUCUUUUGGCCCUUUGGCAUCGUUGUACGUGCAUACCGUGGGUUUUGGUGGGUGCUGGGUUUCCAGCAACCAAAGGAAAAAGUCAUUGUAAACCCUGCUGUUUCAAGCCCUGCACGCCACAGCCUCACAGGGCGCAAGCGCCUGAGCCGGGUCACCCGCCUGCUGCUGUCCGUCCUGCCCCGCUGGAUGCAGAGCGCCCUCGGCUACCCGGUGUCCAGCAGAAUUGGACUUUCGCUAUCCCCAGAAAUCAGAGUGUCUCCUGCUAAGCCUUGUGGAAAGGGCAGUAAGCGAAAGCAGGAUGAUGUGGAUGAGGACGAUGAUGACGUGGAAGAGGAGCAGCAGACUUGGGUGGAGGCACUUUCUCAAGAACUUGCUGAUGAGGGACCCGAGAUCGACCCUGACUAUGAGCCCAGUACUGUAGAAACAGAAAGUGAAGAGUACCGCUUGCACAACGACACAGAAAGUGACCUUGAGGUUUCGGAGAAGGGUGUCAUCAUUGAAGAUGUGAACAUGGGAGUUGGUGUGUCCAUUCCUGCUGAAGUCCCCUGCCCUGCUGUUUAAUGUGUCAUAUUGACAGUGUGUAUUCUCUUUUGUAUGUUUAUAUUUGGUAAUUCAAUAAAACUUUUCCCCUUUGCCUUGACCUGAUUGCAUCUUA